Molecule: messenger RNA, 1493 nt
Organism: Lentinula edodes (shiitake mushroom)
Lineage: Eukaryota; Fungi; Basidiomycota; Agaricomycetes; Agaricales; Omphalotaceae
Product: FAD/NAD-P-binding domain-containing protein
Exons: 5
Coding region: 190-1320 (376 amino acids)
Cellular component (GO): cytoplasm
Molecular function (GO): flavin adenine dinucleotide binding; electron-transferring-flavoprotein dehydrogenase activity
Source: RefSeq, a predicted model, not a curated record
CGUCAUGAUCUGCUGGUACUUAUCAAUCUCUCCCAGAACCAUGUCCAAAGCAUUCAAGACUGUAAGCAGCAAAUAGUCAACUCGUUCGCGUAUCAAGCUCUAUCAAGCCUUGAUUAUUGUAUGUAGGCCCUUUAAAAAGGGACACAGAUUCAGAGACCGGUUAUUACAUCUUUCUUGAAAUUCUUCCACAUGUCCUCUAAAAAGAGCACAGUCGUUAUCGUAGGGGGUGGCACAGGAGGAGUCGUCGUCGCUCGCUAUUUAUCCAAAACCCUUGACCCACGAAGGCACAAGCUCCUACUCAUCAACAAGCACCCAUUUCGAAUAAUCCUCCCUGCCUCGCUUCGCAUGCUCGUCUCCGACAAAGGCAAGCUCGAAGAAAGAAUCCUGGUUCCCUACGACAAAGUCUUCAUCAAUGGAAAUGGGACAUUCAUUGAAGGCCUAGUGACCAAGGUAAACGCUGGGGACAAUUCCAAUUCGGGGAGUUUGGCGCUGAGCGAUGGUCGAGUCAUUGAGUAUGAUGUUCUUGUGUUAGCUACAGGAUCCAAGUGGGAUGGGCCGAUAUCGUUCCCCGAUGACUCUGCGAGCGUGAAGGCACAUAUCGCUGCUCGUAGGGAGGAGAUAGCGAAGGCUAAUGAUAUUCUUUUGGUCGGUGGAGGUGCUGUAGGGAUAGAACUUGCUGGAGAAAUCAAGGAUAUCUGGCCGCGCAAAUCUGUCACGGUAUUGAAUCGUGGUGCCCAGCUGCUCAACGACACCUAUUCUUCGAAGCUGCGGCAUGGUCUUCGGCGUCAGCUUGUGAAACGUGGUGUAAAGGUCAUCCUAGACGAUUACAUUGAGGAACUUCCUGCAGAAAGCUCCGGCCCUGUUCAAAUCCGUACCGCUCAUGGGAAAUCUCUUGAACCUGACCUUGUGCUUCGCACAUGGGGUGUUCAAUCGAACACUGCCUACCUCCCCUCAUCGUUCCUCACUCCUAGCGGAACAGUGAAAGUUCUACCGUCGCUGCAGCUCCCUUCUCAUCCAAACAUAUUUGCUUUGGGAGACCUAAUCGAGUGGGAUGAGCAGAAGACUGCGGCAAAAGCACAAAUGGGACAUGCACCUGUUGUUGCGAAGAAUGUUGAGCUGUAUCUCAAGGAAGUGAAUGUAUCCAAAGCAGGGAAAAUAUACAAGGGUAGUAUGGAGAUGAUUCUGGUUUCAGAUGGAAGGAAAAGUGGAAUGGGUUGGAUGGAUGCUAUGGGUGGCAUUAUUUUUGGACCCUUCUUAACAUCACGUAUCAAGUCCAAGGAUCUCAUGAUCGAAAUGGCUCGCGGUGCUUCCGGUAAUUAGGACGAUUUCCUUCGACUGUAACUUAUGUUUAGGACAAGGUACUAUAUUGUUACUGUUGAUAUUGAUUUGUGAAGUUGGACGGGAAUCGCUAACAAAUGUAUAUACUCAUGAUCUGAGUGUACUUGCUGUUCUUUACUGUGUGUUGUGGUGAGCGCUUGCCUCUGAAUUUAUUG